This is a messenger RNA of Purpureocillium lilacinum, 7806 nucleotides long. RefSeq lists its product as uncharacterized. The record is from RefSeq and is a predicted model, not a curated record. Gene Ontology annotation, molecular function: protein binding. NCBI's taxonomy places the organism in Eukaryota, Fungi, Ascomycota, Sordariomycetes, Hypocreales, Ophiocordycipitaceae.
AUGGCAUCGAUCCCUCGACGGUAUCGGUCCUCGACCGCGACUUCAACCCAGGCUCCAUCCCACUCGUUCGAAAUACUCCGCAGCCUUCUCGACACCUUGACGAGCGACGCUGCGACACCGAGCGAAAACGGGUUUCCAGAAGUGAACAAAGCCGUCAAGUCCUUGCGACAGAUCGCCCAGCAUGUAUCGGCUCCAGCCACGUCGGUCCACCAGGACGAGUUCCGGCACGCCCUUGGUUUCGAGUCCAUCCUUGACCUGCUCCGGCACUUCUCCGGCUUCUACGACCCGCAAAAAAGGACCGAGGCCGAAAUGCUCUUGUUGUUUAAGCUGCUGGGAGCUUUCUUAGGCGUCCUAUCUGCUGCGAUGCGUGGUCACGCGGGCAACCGCCGAUACUUUCGAUACCGGGUUGAAGGCGGCGGCUGGGAAGCUCUCGAACAGAUCAUUGCUAGUAUUGGUCUCGGCGGCGCUGAACCGGACCCGUGGAUUAGUUGUCACGUCUUUGGAAAGCUCCUGGCCUUCGCCCUGGACGAUGACGGCCUCGAUCUACUCUGUCAGUCCGUCGCCACGACCCUCCGACCAGACUCCACGGACGGCGCGAGCCACAGCGACGAGCCGGUGAGACAGGACGAAGAGGAGCAGUGGGAUCUUGUCCUCGCGCGUUCCGUCCGGAAUAUCGGACCCAGCGUUCGCGAAGUCGUCAACGGCAAGACGGUCAUCAGGUUUCCUGAAAUCCUCAGAGCAGUUAUCAGCUUCUGGACCACGAUCCCGCGACCCGAAGCUUCAGCAGCGAACCCGAGCUCCGUGCUCGUGCUCGAGACCAUCCUUUGCGCCAUCAAGGUUUCGAUAUACAACCGCGCAGCCGUUCAUUCCACCGGUGUUCUCUCCCAGUUUCUGCGUGUCGCUUUUGGGCAGGGCUGGCUGGAAGAAGCCGAGCGGGAGCGGCUCCUGAUGAUAUGUCGGCUACUCAUGUUUCUGGGCGUCAACGAACCGGCGGACACGCAGUUUCUCCUCUCCGCGCCAGGAUCUAAAGCUGCCGACUUUUGCUUGGAGAUGAUGUCCGCUUAUGCUGGUCCCCCAUUCUUCCAAUUCGACCUUUCUCUCCAUGGGUAUUCGUCUCUCGAACUACCCAGUCUUGGCCGCUCGUUUCCUCCUCAAUCAUCCGCCGGCUACACUUUCACGGCCUGGAUUCGUGUCGAGACCUUCGACCCGACCACUCACACCACAGUCUUUGGAGUCUUUGACGCCUCCCAGACAUGUUUCGUGCUCAUGUAUCUGGAGAGGGACACGCGCAACUUUAUCCUUCAGACGUCUGUCUUUUCCAACAAGCCCAGUGUGAGGUUCAAGUCUGUGGUCUUCCGUGAGAAAAAGUGGUACCACAUCGCCAUCGCCCAUCGGAGACCCAAGACCAUGACAGGGAGCAAGGCGUCGCUUUAUGUCAAUGGCGAGUUCGCCGAGCAGGUCCGCUGCAGCUACCCCCACACGCCUCCGCUGUCGAACGGCAGUAACGAAAGCUUUGCGUCGUUCAAUUCGGGCCAGAAUCGGACGAAUCCAGUCCAAGCGUUCCUCGGUACGCCUCGUGAGCUGUCUGGACAGACGGGAGCUGGUGUCGUGUUGUCGAGAUGGUCACUCGCGUCAGCCCAUCUCUUCGAGGACAUCCUGAGUGACGACUAUCUGGCAGUGCACUACGGCCUUGGCCCCCGGUAUCAAGGCAACUUUCAGGACAGCCUUGGCGGCUUCCAGACCUAUCAGGCAUCUGCGACGCUGGGCCUUCGCAACGAGAUCACGCAUCCCGGGAAGGACGAAAACUCGGAUAUUUUGCGAGCUGUCCGUGAAAAGGCCAGCUUGCUGCUCCCGGAAUCCAAAAUCCUGCUCAGCAUCCUGCCAUCAGCUACAUUUCCCGAGAACGUGCAGUUUCAAGACACCGGCCUCCUCCGAUCACUGCCGCGACUGUCCACCCGCAAUCUCUUCCGCAUGUCCAACCAGGAGGGAUCUCCGCUGGCUGUCAACUGCGCCGUCCCUAGCUUGUCAGACGCACUAUUUAGAACGCAUGGAAUCGCGUCUUUCCGCGGAAACCCGCUCGUGGCCGUGCCGUCGCACCUAGACGAAAAUCUUUGGCGUCUGGCUGGCUUUACGCCGCUCGCGCUGAAGCUUUUAGAAAGGGCCACAACCGUGGAGGACACUGUGCGGGCCCUUGAGAUAAUGUUUCACUGCAUUCGUAAGAGCUGGCGCAACAGCGAGGCAAUGGAGAGAGACCAUGGAUAUGGCAUCUUGGGCGUCCUGUUGCGCUCCAAGAUCGGCUACAACAACGGUCCAAUGGUCGAUACCCCAUUCCCGCGUCUUCUGAUUUCCAAUGAAGAUCGGGAUAGCUUGGCAUUUCGAGCCCUGAGCCUUAUUUUGGACUUUGUCGGUUACAACCAUGCCGAGCCGAUCGAGUCCUUCAUCGUGAACCCCCUGGCCUAUCGCAUACUCCUCAUUGACCUAGACAUUUGGCGGCGGUCGGCGCCGCGUAUCCAGGAACUGUACUAUAAGCAGUUUAUGACUUUUGCUGUCAAUAGCAAGCACCACGAGUUUAACAGCAGGAGACUGAUUCGGAUGCGAAUUGUGAAGAGACUCUUAGACGCCAUGAAGGGUGAAGGCGUUUCGGAAGACGUCAUUGACCACUUCAUGAAUGCAUUCCAAGCCCUUGUCAAGUCAAAUCUCAGCCAAGAAGUUAUGAGGUCUCUGUCGCUGUACAUUACCUACGCCUUUCAUACGCCGGCCACGUCGAUAUCACGCACACCGCGGCCUUUAUCCGCGAUCUCGCGAUCCAGCACACCCGGCCCGAUGAAGCGGUUGGCUGGAGAUGGCAGCCGGACUCAAAGCCCUUCCAUGGGUUAUCCGUUUCUGACCAAGAAGCAGCUCGGUAUCCGCGUCCUGAUAAUGUAUUCGCACAUUCUUUGCGAGAAGGGGAACCUGAACAACAUCAAAAAGUUUGCCCGAACAGUGACGAACAAGUGGCUCUUAUACCUUCUUGCCGACGAGGAUCCUUGCAUCGUUGUGCACGGAUGCAAAAUCCUUGCGAGGUUGCUUGUGGCCCACGGAUCUUCCUAUACUUCCAAGUUCGCUGGCAAGAGCGGCGGCUUUACAAUUAUGGCGAGCAGAUUGAAGCGUUUCUGGGACAUUCCGACAUUAUGGCCAAUAUGCUUCAGCAUCUUGUUUGGCCUCGACGUCGCCGACUUCAACUUCAACCGAACCUUCAACGUGGCAAACAUGCUGGAAGUUUUCGGCAAGCGCAAGGUGGCUUACCCGGAGUCUUCCAUCAUUAUUACCUCUAUGCUCCAACAUGGCUUAAAGGAAGUGAUGAAGCAUCAAGAGGACCCCGAAUCGCCCGCGAAAGCUGCACCAUCGGCUGCGCUUGCGCGAGUGUCCCUGUCAGACCCCAAACGCCAAGCCCGGUCCAUGGAGCUCGGCAUGGCCUUGGAAACACGAUCAAUCUUCUCUGGAGAUCGUGAGCGGGUGGCCGGCAAUGCAGAUGUGCUGCAAACCACAUUGGAUUUUCUGAAGCAGCUACAAGGUCGCUCAAACGAAUUUCGAGACUUCGCCCUCACGUCUGAGUGGGUGCGACUGCUCCUUUCGGCCUUGUACCCCGUCGUCGUCAGCACGGAUUCUGUCACGCCUGAUGUUGAGCUCAACUCUCGAGACUCUGCUCUGACGUUUGAGGGUGGCGAUGUUAUAAUAAGGCCGAUCGGUGGAGGGCUAGCGCCCGCGCCAAUAGUGCGAACGAGCUGCGUUGACGCCGUGCCGUCGCCUCAGUCGACUCCACCAAAAGGCACGCCCCUGAGACGAGCGUCGUCCUUUGUGCUACUCACCGCACAGCGAGAGACCCAUGCCCCGAACUCAAGUACUGUCACGCCUCAGCAAAGGAACACGGGCCAUGACGGAGGCAUAGGCAUUGCCGACGCUGUACUGGAUCUUGUGCUUGGCGUAUUCCUCGAUCAGGUCCUUUCGCGGAAGGACUUUUCUGGAUUCGGGCUAUUUACAAAGGUGCCCCCUGGGUUCCAGGAACACCAGGCCUACUUCGAGUCAUACAUACUCAAACGUGUCGUUGCAAACAUCUCGGAUCAGAUCCACGCGAACCAGCGGGCCAUCUGCGAACCGCGGAUUCUGACCAAUAUCUCGCGGUUGUGCCUACACCUGGCGGAGGCGAUCUUCGAAGGCUGGUUUAUCGAUGGCGCUGAGGCCAUGAUUGACUUUGGCGGGAUGCUCCUGGAGUUUCUGCAGCGACCAGACAUUGCACGACUCAAGAGCGUACGACUCUGCAGCCAGGCCCUCAACACAAUUCGCAGCUGCCUCCUGAGGAUCAUCUUGCUUGGACUGUCGGACUUGGACAACACCAAAGUCACGGAAAAGGAAGCGAAAGACUUUAUGAACAAACUGGCCUAUUGGCAGAUGUCCAUCCUCGAGUCCUUUUCUGGGGACGAUGAAUACCUCAAGCUGUUUUGGUACCAACUGUACACGAAGCUCAUUGGCGACAAACCAUCCAUCCGAAUGGCCGCGGCCAACUUCUUGCGAGUCAUCCUGGUGCAAAAGCCAGACGAAUCCGUCACCAUGAUCCGCUCAUGCAUGACGCCCGACCAGCGCCAGCUGUCUCGCGAGUUUCAAAAGCUCACGGAGGUAGACGACGAAAGCUUCAUUGCGUGGGUGGACCAGCACCGGCCAUCUCUCGACGGCCUGUUCUUUGGGAGCAUGGCCAAGACAUGGGAAGAUUUUGUCAGUGCCGAGAACCAGAGAACGUUUGACACUGCCAAGGGCCGUUUGUCCAAGCGGAAAGAUAAGCUCAGGGCAUGGCACGCCGAGUCUGUGAGCGCCGACAAGACGCUGCUCAAUCAUGAGGUCGGUAACAGCGCCUGGAUGAAGAGCAUUUACAAUUCGGAGUAUUUCAAGUACCAGCGGCUCCUGCAGGACCAGCAAGAUGACUCGGCGUUUCUCAUGGCGCUGUAUCGCAGAAUGGAACGCGAUCUACGACGACCCGGUGCCGUGUUUAACGAGCCGGCACCACUCAAGUGGAAGCUGGAUCGGACAGAGGGCCGCAACCGAAUGCGGCUGCGGCUCCUGCCAGAUGCCUCCGCUGCCGACGAAAAGUUCCAGCCGAAGAAGAAGGGAGGCGGUGACACGACUCCUCUGCGUGUCAACACCGUGGCGAAUACACCGCCCGCAACCAUCACGCCGACCCCUGCAAGUACCCUGGAUGGUGCAAGUGACCGGACUAGUACAAACUCUGAAGCUAUCGCGCAACCAGAUCAGUCAGACUCGGGCGUAGCACCAGAGGAUGACUUCGAGCUGGUCGAUGACCCCAACGAAGCCAACGAGGGCGAUGAGAAUUUUGAAGACAAGAACCGCAAGGUCAUGCGGCGGUUACAGCCAUACGACCAGGUACAGGCCGCCUACAACAUGUCUCGCAUCACAGGCCUAGAGGCGUGCGAAGGCCUUCUCAUAGUGGGGAAAGAUGCCCUCUACAUGAUGGACAAUGUGUUCCAGUGCAGCAAUGGGGACAUUGUCAAUGUGUGGCAGGCGCCGUCAGAGGAGCGCGAUCCGUUCACCAUGGUCGUAACUGGCUCGAAGACGCUGGAGAAGCAGCAGAACUCCAGGGAGCAAGAGUCGCGCCACUGGCGGUGGCAGGACGUUAUCAGCGUCUCCAAACGCAGAUUCUUGUUCCGAGAUGUGGCGAUCGAGAUGUUCUUCACCGACGGACGGAGCUACCUCUUGACAACCAUCAAUCCCACACUACGGGACGAGCUGUUCGUCAAGCUGUUCAAUAAGGCGCCACACACCAGCGCCAUAAACUCGCUGCCCAAUCCAGAGGAUGCCUGGCGCCUCGAGGCGCUCAAGACAUCUGACGAGUCACCGCAAGGGUUUGGAGCUGGUCUUGGCUCAAGAUUGGGAACUCUGUUCAAUUCAUCGCCCUUCAGCCCGAUCUUGAAGCGGUGGCAAAGAGGCGAAGUGUCCAACUUUCACUAUCUCAUGAUGGUGAAUACCAUGGCCGGCAGGACCUUUAACGACCUCACACAGUAUCCCGUGUUCCCCUGGAUCCUUGCGGACUACACGAGCGAUGAUCUCGACUUGGAAGAUCCUGCAACUUUCCGAGACUUGUCGAAGCCCAUGGGUGCGCAGACGCAAGGCCGCAUCCCCGGCUUCGUGGAGACGUACAACGCGCUGCGAGAGAUUGGCCAGACUCCAUUCCACUACGGUACUCACUACUCGUCGGCCAUGAUCGUGUCAUCGUACCUGAUCCGCCUGCCACCCUUCGUUCAGUCAUACCUACUGGUGCAAGGGGAGAGCUUUGACCAUGCCGAUCGCCUCUUCCAGUCCAUCGGAGACGCUUGGCUGUCGGCAUCGUCCCGAAACAAGACCGACGUGCGAGAGCUGAUCCCCGAGUUCUUCUGCCUGCCCGAGUUCCUCACAAACAUCAACGGAUAUGACUUUGGGCGCCGGCAAAGCAACGGAGCCAAGGUGGACAACGUUGUCUUACCCCCGUGGGCCAAGGGCGACCCCAAAAUCUUCAUCGCCAAGCACCGCGAGGCGCUGGAGAGCCCGUACGUGAGCGAGAACCUGCAUCACUGGAUUGACCUAGUCUUUGGCUACAAGCAACGUGGCGAGGAAGCAGUCGAGAACCUCAACGUCUUCCAUCACCUGUCAUAUGCCGGUGCGAGCGACCUGGAUCGCAUCACCGAUGCCAACGAGAGAGCAAUCACGGCCGGCGUGAUACACAAUUUUGGACAGACCCCUCACCAAGUGUUUAGCAAACCCCACCCUCCGCGUGAACAUGUGCAGUGCCCUGUUCGGAGGCUUGAUACAGGCGUCUUUUCGCUCAGCUGUCUGCCUAAUCCGCUGUUGGAGAGCCAUGAUAGGGUCGAAUCACUGGUCUAUGCGCCAAAACUGGACAGAUUGCUCUGUGCAUCUCCUUUGCGACUAAACUUGGCACCGUACGACAAGUUUUUGGAGUGGGGAUACGCCGACAGCAGCAUCCGGUUCUUCUUCAGCGACAACCGCAAGGUACAACAGUUGAACUCUGCCCUGAAGAUUGUCAAGCUGACUGACGAGCGCAAGCCUGCCGGACUUUUUGAGAACCUGCACACGGGCCAGAUCUCGUGCGCGUGCUUUGCAGAUUCCAAAACGCUCAUCACGGCAGGUGAGGAUUGCGUUGUGUCAGUGUUCACCGUGACCACGUCACCGGGAAAGCCGGUAGAACUGGUGCCACGGUCGAGCGUCUUCGGCCACAAGACUCCAGUGACAACGAUUGCAGUGAGCAAGGCGCUCAGUACGUUUGUUACGGUAUCGUCGGAUGGUCAGGCCUUUCUGUGGGAUUUGAACCAGCUGUCCUUCAUUCGCAAGCUCCCGCUUGUCCGUCCGGUGGAGUGUGCGCGCAUCAACGACGUCACCGGGGAGAUCCUCCUUGGGUCCGGCCCCAACGUCCUGCUGUACACACUCAACGGCAGCCUCAUUCUGGACCAAAAUGUUUGCAUGGAGCAAGAGGAUGCAGUCCUCUCUUGUGCCUUCUACGAAGGCGCAGGCAACGAGUGGUUGGAGAACCAUCUCAUCUUCACGGGGCACACCAAGGGCCGUAUCAACGUUUGGCGGAAGAGUGUCAUUGGCGGCAAGUGGACUUUGGAGCCGCUGAGGCGGCUGGACCACGUCGACUACAAGAACGAGAAAGGAGACAACACUGAGGCGGGCAUCACCUGCAUCACGCCAAUGCCGACGUGUCUGUACUCCGGGGACGAGGACGGACGAGUGUACGAAUGGAACUUUGGUCGAGGCGACAGGUAG